GGAUGGUGACUUGUGAGCUUGGUUGCAUCUUAUCGAAGCCAUCGAUAUCCGGUCACUGAUGAUUGGUGGAACGAACUACCUCGGCCUGUUCUCUAAAAGAUACGGAGAAGUCGAACAAGUAUCCGUACUUGCUAGACAACACACAGACAUCCCUCCGCCGUCCGCUAGACGAUAUGAGGGUCAAUGGCCGACGGCCGGCCUAAUUAAUAUAUGCGAUCGGGUGCCUACACGCCAUGUCCAGAGUCAUCACCCUCUUCUCGAAGGCAGCCUGUUGACAACCUGUGAGAGCGUUUGAUCAUGGACGCUUCGACCGCCCUCUCGAUCCCUGCUGCCCUCGCCGGCCUAGCCUACUUGAAUGCGCGAUGGAGAAUUUCUCCCGACUGGCAUAUCGUCAGGAAUCUUUCUAUAGCUCAACGAUCCUACAACAAGCGAAUUCAAGCGGAUCGAACCAAUUCCUUCUACAUCAUCGAAGAACAUGCCAACAAUCCAAAGGUGGCGGACAAGUUGUUCCUCAUCUACCAGGGAAAGAGUUAUACAUUCAAGCAGACAUAUACCACCGUCCUACGUUAUGCAGGAUGGUUGCACUCGGUUCACAAAGUGGUGCCGGGAGAGAUCAUUGCCAUCGAUUUCAUGAACUGUCCGCAGUUCAUCUUCCUCACCCUGGCAAUAUGGUCGUUGGGAGCCUUGCCCGCCUUCAUCAACUACAACCUGACGUCGAAACCCUUUAUCCAUAGCAUCAAGACAUCGACAGCGAGACUUUUGAUCGUUGACCCGGAGAUUGAAUCAAAAGUGCUGACUCCGGAGGCGAAGCAAGCUUUCGCUGCAUCCGACUUUCGCAACAAUGCAUUCCCCUUGGAAGUAGCUGUUCUGACGAAUGGCUUGCAAUCAUCUCUAGAUUAUUUUCCUCCUUAUCGAGCGCCCGACUCCGCUCGCGCAGGCGCAAUCGGCCGCUCACCUUGUGUACUGAUAUUCACUUCGGGAACGACAGGCCUUCCGAAAGCCGCCAUUGUACCUUGGGAUCGAACAGGCUGGGGUUCGUCUUUCGUUGCCAGAUGGAUCGAACUCCGUCCAGUGACACACUCCAACCCAGACAGAUACUACACCGCCAUGCCGCUAUAUCACUCCUCAGCCUUUCAACUGGGCUUCCACCUUUGUCUCAUCUCGGGAUCGACUCUGGUACUGAGCCACCGAUUUUCAGCCACCAAGUUUUGGGACGAGGUUGUCAGCGCCGGAGCAACCAAAAUCCAGUACGUGGGUGAGACUCUACGGUAUCUGCUUGCCGUUCCACCUCAACCUGAUGAUCGCACGAAGCAUAAGGUGCGUCUCGCGUUUGGUAACGGAUGCAGACCAGACGUGUGGGACAAGUUCUGCAAUCGAUUCGGGGUCGAGACCAUCGCGGAAUUCUAUGGAGCCACAGAAGGUAUUUCCGCAAGCUUCAACUUGUCGCGCAACACCUUCUCAUCAGGUGCAAUUGGCCAAUUUGGGCUGAUUCUGCAGACCCUUGCGUAUCUCAGGCAGUCCAUCGUCGAAGUCGACUGGGAGACGGAAAGUCCACGCCGUGAUCCCAAGACGGGUUUCUGCAUCAAAGUCCCGCGAGGCGAACCAGGCGAGCUACUGUACAAGAUCGAAGAUCCAAAGGACGUCGGCGCCAAGUUCACGGGCUACUUCAAUAACAAGGAAGCCAGCGACUCCAAAAUUCUACGUGAUGUACACAAGAAGGGCGAUGCAUAUUUCCGCAGUGGAGAUGUCGUAAAGUUUGACAAAGAGGGCCUUCUUUGGUUCUGUGACAGGAUAGGUGAUACGUUUCGCUGGCGCAGCGAGAACGUCUCCACGGCCGAAGUGGCCCAGGUCCUUGGGCUGCAUCCCCAUGUUCUUGAGGCCAAUGUUUAUGGCGUGGCAAUUCCGAACCAUGAAGGACGAGCCGGAUGUGCGGCGAUUCUUCUGAAAAAUGUCACGGCCAUUGAUAGUCCCGUGGAUGAGACCUUACUGGAAAGUCUGGCUACGUACGCGCGGAACAGCCUUCCCAAGUAUGCAGUUCCAGUGUUCCUGCGGGUCGUGACGAGUGUGAUGGCGACGGGGAAUAAUAAGCAGCAGAAACAUGUGCUGCGGCUGGAAGGUGUGGCUCCGGAAAAAGUCGGUGGUGAGAAGAUAUUCUAUCUAAGGCCUGAUGCGGAUAGAUAUGAGCCUUUCAACGGAGUGGAAUGGGAGGUUCUGAAGGCUGGGAAGGUGAAACUAUGAUAUGAUUGUGAUGGACUGCAAUAUGCCCUUGGUUCAUGGCAUCAUUGGUGACAUUUUGUGCCGAUCUACAUCGCGUAGGGGGAACGAAUACUUUCGGUUGUGUAUACUUGAAGACAGAAUGAGAUGGAUGGGCGUCCGGUAGAAUGAUACCAGACUUGACUCUUG
Exophiala xenobiotica is the source of this 2403-nucleotide messenger RNA. RefSeq lists its product as uncharacterized. The record is from RefSeq and is a predicted model, not a curated record. Lineage: Eukaryota; Fungi; Ascomycota; Eurotiomycetes; Chaetothyriales; Herpotrichiellaceae. Bases 298 to 2238 code for a protein of 646 amino acids. The transcript has 2 exons. Gene Ontology annotation, molecular function: long-chain fatty acid-CoA ligase activity; long-chain fatty acid transmembrane transporter activity.